Messenger RNA from Trichoderma harzianum CBS 226.95, 474 nucleotides. RefSeq lists its product as hypothetical. The record is from RefSeq and is a predicted model, not a curated record. The transcript is spliced from 2 exons. NCBI's taxonomy places the organism in Eukaryota, Fungi, Ascomycota, Sordariomycetes, Hypocreales, Hypocreaceae. The coding region runs from base 1 to 474 and encodes 157 amino acids.
AUGGAAGACAAACAUGAGCCGCGGGCUUCAUUUCUCAGCCUACCGACGGAAAUUCAUCUACAAAUCUCAAAACUUCUGAUAUAUCCCGAUGCGCUCUCUCUCAAAUACACCAAUCGGUAUUUCCACAGCUUUGUCGACACCGACGUCGACCUCAAGGUGGAGUGGCUCAUUGAGCGGCGCCGUCUUCAUCUAGAAUGUCCGAACAACGGGCGCUGUGAUUUGGGCACGGAUUUGCGAUUCUGCAGAGGCAGUGUAGCGCUACUCAUGAAGCGCCGGCGAGAGCACAUUGAAUGCGAAUCACGGCCUGGCUUGGGAUGCAUAAUCUACGGAACCCCCACUUGUCCCAAUCGCCGACGAGGCAUGAAGGCAUGGCAGCGCUGGCUUGAAACCAAGUUUACCAUUGAGCUGCGGUGGGUGCUGGUGGCUUUACUUGUUGCUUUGUGUAGCUGGGUCUGCACAAUCUUGGUGAACUAA